Molecule: messenger RNA, 1389 nt
Organism: Xenopus laevis (African clawed frog)
Lineage: Eukaryota; Metazoa; Chordata; Amphibia; Anura; Pipidae
Product: cyclin-O protein B-like
Exons: 2
Coding region: 64-1050 (328 amino acids)
Source: RefSeq, a predicted model, not a curated record
GGAAAGAGACAGUUGCUGAGAGACGGUUGAGGAAAGAGCAGCAAUUGAGAGAGAGCGAGCGUUAUGGAGACUUUUAUUAAAAAGCGAAAGAGAUUAGCUAUCCCUGAGAGCCAGGAGGGAAGCCAUUAUGACCCUCGGUGCUACAAAAUCACCAAGUAUGAGAGCAACCGGCAAGGGACCUGCAGCAGUGCAGUUGUACUGGAUCCAUGGAGCACCUUUGGAAACCUGAUGCCAGAUACACUGCAGAACUUCAUGGAUUAUGGAGAAAUGUGCUACAUGUUUAAUAAGAGCCUGGAAGAGGACUUCGCACUUAACAACUUUUUAGGAAAUCACAGCGACAUCGAUGAAACAUCUUGGAGGGAAGUCAUCACCACCAUGAUUAUUGCACACAGGGCCAUUGGACUGGACUUUCAGACCCUGUGUCUUGCUGUCAACUACCUGGAAAGGUUUCUGGCCUGCACUCCCCUAAAAGCUGCCAGCCUGAAGGUCAUAGGUGCCACUUGUCUUUAUUUGGCCUGCAAGGUAAUGGAGAAGAGUCUCCCUAAAAUGGAUAUGUUUCUAUUGCUAUUCUGUGGUGAUGGAUUCACAGCUCCCUUAAUGUACUAUUUAGAAAAAUUGGUAUUAAGGAGGUUGUGUUUCCGUCUAAGGGCUCCCACCAUCGAGUAUUUCCUGGAACACUUUUCCCUUAGAAGAGUGUCCUACAAGGAAUGUCCAGCUGCCAAAAUCAACAGAGCAGCCAAUGCCCUCACUGCUGCUAGAGGCAUUGCAGCACUGAGCAUGACAAGGUAUGGAUUCCAUUCCUACCCACCAUCUCUCCUAGCUCAGUGCUGCCUUAGAGUUGCAGACCAAAUAUUGCAAUAUGACACCUGGAAUAGAGCGCACCCUAGAGACUGUUCAGGCCCCUUAUGGCAGGAGUGCAUGGGUAAAAUCACCCACCUGGUAUCAUCCAACAACAUCUUCUUGUGCAAGUUUAUGCCAGGUGUGUUUCCAGAAACCUUUCCAGACUUGGUUCCACCACCAACCAAGAAUGGCAGCAAAGCAAACAUCUAAGAAAGAGGCUCUUCCCAAAAGUCAUCAGGAGAUCAGUGGCAGUAACAUGGAGAGGAAGCAGCUCAUGGUGAUUGGAGGAGGUGGCGGCUUUGAGAUCUGGUCAUGCUCAGGAUGUAGCAGAUAUUUGUCAGGAGAUCAGCCAGCAAGAUCAACAGAGGAAGAACAGCAACCAGUGAACAGCAUCUUCCCAAUGUACCAUCUACAGAGCACCCAGGACUGCUGUGACUGAAUUAUAACCUGACAGACUUCUUUUCCCCCCAGUACAGGUAGAUUUACCAUCAGAUGGCAUAUAUACAUGGGCCUUACAGCCACUAGGAGGCCUCUGUAUUCCUCUCCCGU